Diorhabda sublineata is the source of this 2107-nucleotide messenger RNA. RefSeq names its product facilitated trehalose transporter Tret1-like. Bases 328 to 1911 code for a protein of 527 amino acids. Gene Ontology annotation, cellular component: membrane. The record is from RefSeq and is a predicted model, not a curated record. Gene Ontology annotation, biological process: transmembrane transport. The transcript is spliced from 11 exons. NCBI's taxonomy places the organism in Eukaryota, Metazoa, Arthropoda, Insecta, Coleoptera, Chrysomelidae. Gene Ontology annotation, molecular function: transmembrane transporter activity.
GUAGUAGCCACUACAUUUCGUGCGAAAUAAAAACAUCACAAAAUUAGAGAACAAAAACGCGUUAAAAUGAUAAUAAUUUUAUCAUACCAUAAUUUUUAAUUAAGCAGUAAUAUAUCUCAAAUACUGAUUUGCAAUCUUAUAUUAUUUGCUUCAACACUUAACAGUUAAUUAUCAACAUAAAAUAUUUUAAGAAUAUUUGAAUACAAUAAUAUUUUACUACAUACUCGUAGACACAAUCGUCUCUCUCGAUAAGUAUUAUCGUGUUUUUAUAUUUGUUAAUUUUAAAUAGUAAUCAGUGCUCGCUCAGUAGGUUAGGACUUAGGUAAUAUGGAUCAAAUAGGAGCUAGCCACAUAAGUUUGAGGCCUAUUCAUGAUGAGGAAGAAGAAGAGGAAAUUGAUAAUCUAGAAAAUUUAAUUGUUAGUUCCAAAUCUUUGAGCGCUUACGAACAGGAUUCUUUCAAAUGCCUAUUACCACAAAUCAUAGCUUCAAUUAUAGCAGCUUCAUUCGCUAUUGGAAAUGGGGUAUCCAUGUCUUAUUCUGCUAUCUUAAUUUCACAAUUGGAGGCACCAGAUAGUGGUUUUCAUGUAUCCAAAACUCAAAAUGCAUUUAUGGCUAGUAUAGUUCCGUUGAUGGGUCCCUUAGCAUCAAUACUCAGUGGUUUUUUAAUGGAUAAAUUUGGGCGAGUAAACGCUUUGAGACUCGCUAUUAUUCCUGGAAUUUUCGGAUGGUCCUCACUAGCACUAGCUCCCAAUUUCCAAGUAAUUAUGGUGGGUAGGAUUUUAACUGGUAUAGCCUCAACUUGUGCCUCAAAUCCUAUUCUGGUUUAUAUAACAGAAAUAGCACAUCCUAAAAUGAGGAUGUCGUUUAUGCAGAUGAUUCCAUCAUAUGUUUCUUUAGGUAUGAUUAUCACAUAUUUUGGAGGGUCUUAUGUAAAUUGGAGAACUAUAGCUUGGUUGACGAAUGGUUUUCUAAUUGUAUCUUUGAUCGCUAGCAGCGUUAUACGCGAAAGUCCAUUGUGGUUGAUUUAUAAAGGAAAAUUGAAAGAAGCCAAAAAGUCUCUUACCUGGUUUCAUAAAUAUCAACCCAAUCCACUGGGAAAAAAAGAAACAUAUGCAGAACUCGAGUUCAAGGCUCUUAAAAAGAAACAAGACGAAAAAGAUGUGUUGAGAAAAGAAAAAAAAAGUGUCAAAGAUAUUAUUAGAGAGUUUAGGAAGCCGACUGGAUACAGACCUGUAUUAAUAAUGAUCCCUUUAUUUUUCUUCCAACAAUUUUCUGGAAUUUAUGUUACAAUGUUUUAUGCAAUCACAUUUAUUCAAGAUUCGGGUUCAAACAUAAAUGCAUAUUUUGCUUCAUCUUUCAUUGGAUUAAUACGUUUGGUGAUGGCUAUAUUCAAUGUUUUCAUAUUAAGAUACAUAAACCGAAGAACAGCUAUUAUGGUAAGCGGCGUGGGAAUGGCUAUAUUCAUAUUUAUUAGUGGACUCUAUACUCAGUGGAAUGAAGAAGGUGUUACAACUGCGAGUUGGAUACCAGUGGCAGCUAUUUUAAUGUACGUUGUAUGUUCAGUAACCGGACUAAUGUUUCUUCCCAGUAUGGUAACACCUGAACUGUUUCCAAUAGAAAUAAGAGGAGUGGGUUACACUAUAGGCUACAGUAUCACUAUGCUUCUUAUGUUUGGCUCAUUACAAAGCUACUACUACCUCAAAGAAGUAUUAGGAGGACCUAGUCAUUUGCAAUGGUUUUACGCAAUAAUGUGCUUGGCUGCGUGCGUUUACACCUUCAUUUUCCUCCCAGAAACUAGAGGUAAGAAACUCAGCGAGAUAUCGGAGUAUUUCAAUGAGGGGUGGACGUAUAUAGGUAGAAGUCACAAGAAGGACAAGAAUCUUCGAAAAACGAAGACAAUAGUAGGAUAAUUUAUAUGUCUUUAGUUGUAAAAAUGUAAAUAAUUUAUUUAUUUUUGCAUCUUUUUGAAUCGACUGAGUAGAUUUAAAACUAUAUGUUAUGCUUAAGAAUGAAGCUGUAUAAACGUAUAUACAAUUGUUAUUUGAAAUUCUUAUACGUUGUUGAAUUAUAUUCAAAAUGAAUGAUAUACAAAAAUAUGUUGCAUAA